AAGACUAUGGCCAACAGUGAGGACGACCUUAUUGGGAUCCCUUUCCCAAACCACAGCAGUGAUGUCCUUUGCAGUCUAAACGAACAGCGGCGAGAUGGCUUCCUCUGUGACGUGGUCCUGGUGGUGAAGGACCAGGAGUACCACACACAUCGCUCUGUACUGGCUGCAUGCAGUCAGUACUUUAAAAAACUCUUUACUAUGGCCACAAGCAACAGCGACCCCAGGCAACAUGGUAUCUACGAGCUGGACUUUGUAGCACCCGAAUCCCUGACCGCUAUUUUAGAGUUUGCAUACACGUCCACCCUGACAGUUACACCGUCUAAUGUUAAGGAGAUCCUGGGGGCGGCGCAGCUCUUGGAGAUCCCGUGUAUCAUUAACGUGUGUUUGGAAAUCAUGGACGCCGGAGGAGGUGGUGGCACUGGUCGUGAAGCAGGAGAGGGAGAUGAGGAGGAGUGUGAUGAAGAGGAUGAAGAGGCGGAUGAGGAGGAAGAGGAAGAAGAGAUGGUCACAGAAGCAGAAAAUAAGUCAAAAGACAGCAAGGUUAAAGAAUGCGAUGAGGACAAUGUGAGUGAAAGAUCUGUCCAAUCAGAUGCUUCAGAAAACCAAGGGAUUCAAAUUGGUAAGGGGGAUAGAAGAUCUGAAAGUCCAGCAUGUACCUCCCAGCAAAGGGCAUCCUCAGAGAGAGAACUGACACACUUUCAGUUAAACUCUCAAAAACGCUUAUCAAAUAAUGCAGGCAAACCCAGAGAUCAAGAGGGACUGGAGGGCAGGUCAUUAAAAGACUUCUCAAUCGAGUCCCUACUCCAGGAAGGACUGUACCCUAAAAUGUCAGGGCUGGAAAGAAGCUCAAGCUUCUCUUCUAUUCUACCAGGAUUUUACCCCCCAAUAUGGGCUGCAGAGUUUCCAGGCUUCCCACAGAUUUUAGAUCCCCAAUGCCAACCUCAUCCUUACCCACCUCCUUCACUAGAAAAUGGGCCAUUGGAUCUUGCUAUCAAAAAAGAGGUCAUCAAAGAGGAGGUAAAGGAUGACCUCCCAAAUUCUCUGCAACAUAGAGACUUUCUCAAAGACUUCCCUGUUGGUGCAGGUCAUGAAUCGUCUCUUAGACAGAUAAAGGAUGAAUCAGAUCUGCGGAACUACUUGAGUUUCCUCUCAGCAUCCCACAUAGGAACACUGUUUCCACCGUGGCAGCUGGAGGAGGAGCGGAAGCUAAAGCCCAAAGCAUCACAGCAGUGUCCCAUUUGCAACAAGGUGAUUCAGGGCGCAGGCAAACUACCUCGGCACAUGAGGACGCACACGGGUGAGAAGCCCUACAUGUGUACCAUCUGCGAGGUCCGCUUUACGAGACAGGACAAGCUAAAGAUUCACAUGCGCAAGCAUACAGGAGAGCGACCCUACAUGUGCCUGCACUGCAACUCCAAGUUUGUGCACAACUAUGACCUAAAAAACCACCUACGCAUCCAUACAGGGGUACGGCCCUACCAGUGUGAGCACUGCUACAAGAGCUUUACCCGUUCUGACCAUCUGCACCGGCACAUUAAGAGGCAGAGCUGCCGGGUCUCACGGCCACGUCGAGGGCGCAAGCCUUCCUCCGCCUGGCGCGCUUCCCCUGGCUUUCUCUACCCUCCAGAGACCCACCCACUCCAAGGGGAUCAAACUCUGCGUUUGCCCUCUCUCAAUGCACCUGUGGCGCCUCAGCUGGCUGACAGAAGCCACAAUUUGGAUGGUAACAGCAGCAGAGAGAGUCUGCCCGACAGGAAGCUUAUCUCAGAGGAUAUAGACAGGAAGAGGGGAGUGUUUGCAUUUACCCUGGCAAGAGAGGACGUUCUAGCACACCCAAGCUUCUACCCACCAGCCCCUGACCCCUGGACCGUGAGACUGGACCGAGCACCACCCGUUCCCGAGGCCGCAAACUGACCCCGUUCAUUUUUGGCCACGCACAAACUUUCAAUUUGUGACUGAGAACAAUACAGGCUCAACUCUGACGCACUGUCUAUAAUUAACAGAAUUUUUAA
This is a messenger RNA of Trichomycterus rosablanca, 2012 nucleotides long. RefSeq names its product zinc finger and BTB domain-containing protein 7C. NCBI's taxonomy places the organism in Eukaryota, Metazoa, Chordata, Actinopteri, Siluriformes, Trichomycteridae. The record is from RefSeq and is a predicted model, not a curated record. The transcript is spliced from 2 exons. Gene Ontology annotation, biological process: regulation of transcription by RNA polymerase II. The coding region runs from base 7 to 1914 and encodes 635 amino acids. Gene Ontology annotation, molecular function: protein binding; RNA polymerase II cis-regulatory region sequence-specific DNA binding; DNA-binding transcription factor activity, RNA polymerase II-specific.